UGUUGCUCCUUCUUUAGUGCUUCUCUCCCGCGAUUUCCCGGAGUCGGCUCACUUCGCAAGAGCUCGGAUCGAGGGGUUCUCCUUCGCAGAAGAGGAAGGGAUUCAUGGAGGACGACACCCGGAGCCGCGUGUACGACGCCUCCAAGCACCAACAGCUCGCUCUGCAGUCCCGAUACGAUGUGUACCUUGGGUCGGAGGACAUGGAUGGCGGGGAGGACGACUCACGGCCAGAGUUCACCUGCCCGUUCUGUUCCGAGGGCUUCGAUAUCGUGGGACUGUGUUGCCACAUCGAUGACGAACACCCGAUCGAGGCUAGGAACGGGGUGUGUCCUCUUUGUGCAGCUAGGGCUGGCAUGGACAUGGUUGGCCACAUAAUGACAGAGCAUGCAAAUUUAUUAAUAGUACGGCAUAGGAGGAGGUUUUGCAAAGGUUCCUUGGGGCAUUACUCCACACUCUUAUUGUUGAAAAAGGAUCUACGUGAUGGCACUCUUCAGUCACUUGGGGGUUCUUUUGCUCCAUCCAACGUGGCACCUGAUCCACUACUGUCAUCAUUUAUUUUUAAUUUGCCUGACAUCGAUCCAUCAAAAGAUGCACGACCUGAAUCCUUGGAUGAAGGAAGUAUGGUUGACAAAACUUCAGAUGAGAAAUUGGUUCAGAGCGUUGUGCCAUCUCCGAUAUACAAAGAUCAGGUAGAGAGUACUCGAAGGAGUGAGUUUGUGAGGCAGAUUGUGAUCUCCACCGUAUUCGACGAAGAUGCAUUAUGAAGAUACCUAACACUCAUGUUGGAAUGAGCAGCAGAUGGUGCAAAAAUCUCAAGUUGGUUGGUGGUUGCUGCCAUGUUGAUACCAAAAUUGAACAAGAGAUUCUUCUUCGAGGGACGGGGAGGCUUCUUAUACACGAUAUAUACAAGAUUCAAGCAUGGAAUGUCUUAUAAAUGGUUGUAGUAUCUAUUUUAUCACCCAUAUUAGGGGACCGAAGGAGGGUGUUUUCAAGCAUUCUUGUGUAUGAUAGAAUAUAAAUAGCUGCUUGCUGUCUCGUUUCUGAAGACAUUAUUCGUCCUGGAUA
Molecule: messenger RNA, 1065 nt
Organism: Musa acuminata AAA Group (dessert banana)
Lineage: Eukaryota; Viridiplantae; Streptophyta; Magnoliopsida; Zingiberales; Musaceae
Product: protein DEHYDRATION-INDUCED 19 homolog 2-like
Exons: 5
Coding region: 105-764 (219 amino acids)
Source: RefSeq, a predicted model, not a curated record